Ceratina calcarata is the source of this 2505-nucleotide messenger RNA. It is a transcript of the gene Ctps, whose product is annotated as CTP synthase. The coding region runs from base 157 to 2013 and encodes 618 amino acids. The record is from RefSeq and is a predicted model, not a curated record. Gene Ontology annotation, cellular component: cytoplasm; cytoophidium. Gene Ontology annotation, biological process: CTP biosynthetic process; pyrimidine nucleobase biosynthetic process. The transcript is spliced from 10 exons. Lineage: Eukaryota; Metazoa; Arthropoda; Insecta; Hymenoptera; Apidae. Gene Ontology annotation, molecular function: CTP synthase activity; identical protein binding.
GUAUUGUUGUCACGAUUUAGUUAGUCCGCGUCCGCGUAUUCAAGAAGAGAGCACGUGUUUUUAAAAGGGCUCGAAUAAACGUGAAAUAAAAUUGAGGAACUGUGAAUAACGGGCGUGCUUGUACACAUUUUUCAUAGCACGGAUCGUCCGUAAAAUAUGAAAUACAUUUUAGUAACAGGGGGUGUGAUUAGUGGAGUCGGCAAGGGUGUCAUAGCAAGUUCUUUCGGAACUAUACUUAAACAUUGCGGUAUUCAUGUGACGUCUAUUAAGAUAGAUCCUUACAUAAAUAUCGACGCUGGCACCUUUUCGCCUUACGAACACGGAGAAGUAUACGUUUUGGACGAUGGUGGAGAAGUCGAUCUCGAUUUAGGAAAUUACGAACGUUUCUUAGAUAUUACAUUGCACAGAGAUAAUAAUAUCACGACAGGAAAGAUUUAUCAGCAUGUGAUCUCGAAGGAGAGACGUGGCGAUUACUUGGGGAAAACUGUUCAAGGUAAAUGGUCUGGUCUAAAAUACGAUAUAAGUGUGGCUGAUCGUUGUUUAUUCACAGUGGUACCACAUGUAACCGAUGCGGUUCAAGAAUGGGUCGAAAGAGUUGCGAACCAGUCAGUGACAGAGGAUGGUGAUAAACCAGACGUUUGCAUAGUCGAAUUGGGUGGAACUAUAGGGGAUAUAGAGGGAAUGCCUUUCGUAGAAGCAUUUAGACAGUUUCAGUUCAGAGUGAAAAAAGAAAACUUCUGUUGUGCACACGUGUCAUUAGUGCCGCAACCGAGGUCCACGGGGGAACCGAAAACGAAACCGACUCAAGCCAGCGUGAGGGAAUUGCGCGGACUAGGUUUAUCUCCUGAUCUCAUAGUCUGUAGAUCCGAGAACCCGAUAGGCGAUUCAGUAAAAGAGAAAAUUUCCAACUUCUGUCACGUAGCGCCUGAACAAGUGAUAACCAUACACGAUCUGUCGUCCAUAUAUCGCGUCCCUCUGUUACUGGAGUCUCAGGGUGUGAUCGAGUUUCUAAACGAUAGGUUGCAAUUAAACAUUGGGAUGCCACGUCCCAGAUAUUUUAUGCGAAAGUGGAGGGACUUGGCGGAUCGUAUCGAUCAUCUUCGUAAAGACGUGAACAUCGCGCUCGUUGGAAAAUACACCAAGUUAGAGGAUUCUUACGCGUCGGUUAAGAAAGCGCUGCAACACGCUUCCAUUCAAGUUGGAUACAAACUUAAUUUAACAUAUAUAGAAGCAAACAAUUUAGAACCAAAUACGAAAAUAACAGAUCCUGUACAGUAUUACGAAGCUUGGCAGCAGCUUUGUAAGAGCCACGGUGUCAUAGUACCGGGUGGAUUCGGUAAAAGAGGGACUCUGGGAAAAAUGGAAGCAUGCAAAUGGUGUAGAAUGAACGACAAGCCGUAUCUCGGGAUCUGCUUGGGACUGCAAGUAGCGGUGAUCGAGUUCGCGAGGAACGUCUUAGGUAUGGAGACUGCGAACAGCACGGAAAUCGAGCCCGAGACCGACCAUCCUAUCGUUAUCGAUAUGCCCGAGUACAAUCCGGGGCAAAUGGGUGGAACGAUGAGGCUUGGAAAAAGGCACACGUGGUUUGCAGAAAAGAAUUCUAUCAUAAAACAAUUGUACGGUAAUAAGGAAUCCAUAGAGGAGAGGCAUAGACAUCGCUACGAAAUCAAUCCGAAGUACAUCAAAGUGUUAGAAGAGGCAGGAAUGAAAUUCGUUGGUCACGACGAAGAAAACAUACGUAUGGAGAUCGCGGAACUGGAAGGGCAUUGCUACUAUGUCGCCACGCAAUUCCACCCGGAAUAUUUGUCUAGGCCCUUGAAACCUUCGCCUCCGUUCUUAGGACUAAUUUUAGCCAGCGUUGGAAAAUUAAAGCACUAUUUAGCUAAAGGCUGCAGGCUCUCACCUCCGGUGAUCAGUGAUGACGAUUCAGAUAACGAAUAUCCUACUGAUUCUGUAAAAAAGCAAAUGGGCCAGACUAGUAUGAGUGGUAGUACCACGUCUGGCACCGAGUAAAUAUUUUACUAAAUCGCAUUAGACAUGAAAAAUAUUUUUAAUGAUAAAAUAUCAUAUUCGUGUAAUGUACAUAUAUGUGAUAGGAUGGCGAGAGGUUUUUUAUUUUAGAAAAAGUUUCGACAUACACGCCCAAAUGUACGUGUUGUACGUCAUGUCCCGUACCACUUGUCAGACAAUUUGUUUGACACGCGCGUCGUAGAAAAAGAGAUGGUACGUUUCGUACCGAGAAAACGUACUUAAAAACCAUCAGUGCAACUUCGACCUUUACUCAUUACAGACUUAAUUGUUUGUUCGCGUAUAAAAUUCGUUCGUUGAGACGGUAACUCUAUUAUUCCCUACUUUCUUCUCUUAUGUUUCUCUCAGACUUUUACAUUUUUACAAUACGAAUUAUAAACUGUUUUUAUCGUUGCGUACAAUCGAUGUUCCUCAUUCGAACGAAGUUGGAAUACCUCACAUAUAUUAUGCGAAAAUAAAAUUGAAAUUUUCUACGAA